AUGGAGCAUCCUAUCGAGUUCAACACCAGUGUUCUUGCAAACAAACGCAGUCGGCUUGAUGAUGACGAAGAGGGGGUGGAAGGCGUGGACGGUCUUGAGCUGGGCAUAUCAGCAUUGAAAAUGGGAGAUACCGAUGGGGUCCCCCCGUUUUUGUGCCAGUCGCCACAAGAAAUUCACAAAAAAUUCGACGAAGUCGAAGAGAUCCAAAGAGCACGAGUCAACGAAGGCACCAUGACGCAGGAUCCGUCGCAUCGCUGGGCGUUGGAGAAUGACACAGAGGUCAAGGCAAGAAAUCGAUACUUAAAUGUGCAGGCGUGGGCAAAUUUUCGCAUCCAUCUGCGGGUGCCCGAUGGCAAGUGCGACUUCAUCAAUGCGUCGCCGAUCGUGUUGGGGGAUUUGCUCUCCCAGGAGGAACGCAGAUAUAUUGCCACCCAGGGCCCGAAACUCGGAAAUAUCACACACUUCUGGCAGAUGGUUUUUCAUGAAACCAAGGACGUUGGCGUGGUCGUCAUGCUCACCCAGACCUUCGAGUCUGGUCGGGAAAAGUGCUCCCAGUAUUUCCCUCUCAGCAGCCAGAAUCCCACCAUGGUUCUGCGUGAAGAAAAAAGCGACCAUUCUGCGAACGACGCUUCCGAGGAGGACAUGGAUGACGGGGUGCUGGGACAUGUCACAUUAUUAGAAACAGUGGUCGAUGUUCAAUCACGCUCAGAAGUUCGCAAAAUGCAGCUCACAUUCGGAUCCGAGUCAAAGAUUGUCUGGCACUUCCUCUUCCCCGAAUGGGCGGAUUACACCAAACCCGAGGGCGAGGUUCGCGACGCCCUGCUCCAUCUGAUUACGCUAUCGACGUCCAAGUGCUCGCCGGAUAACCCGCUGAUUGUGCACUGCAGUGCAGGGGUCGGUCGCACAGGCGUGUUUAUCGCGCUCGAUCAUCUCUUGCAGGAGCUUGAGUCGGGACAAUUGCUCCGAGUGACUGGUGAUGUGGACCCCGUCUUCGAGACCGUCAACCAGAUGCGCGAGCAACGCAUGAUGAUGGUGUACAAUGAGAUGCAGUUUCAUUUUAUCUACGAGGUGCUCCGCGAGAAGGUGGAUUUGAAGCUGGGAAAGACCUCGAAGUUCAAGGAGCGACGGUCAGAUGAGCGAUCAACAAAAAUGGCCAAGAUGUCGGGUGAUUUUCUACCCUCGUCCAAGGCCGACCUGGAAUCUGUUCCAUGA
Aspergillus candidus is the source of this 1212-nucleotide messenger RNA. RefSeq names its product protein-tyrosine phosphatase. The coding region runs from base 1 to 1212 and encodes 403 amino acids. The transcript is spliced from 3 exons. The record is from RefSeq and is a predicted model, not a curated record. Gene Ontology annotation, biological process: protein dephosphorylation. Lineage: Eukaryota; Fungi; Ascomycota; Eurotiomycetes; Eurotiales; Aspergillaceae. Gene Ontology annotation, molecular function: protein tyrosine phosphatase activity.